Pseudoliparis swirei is the source of this 3460-nucleotide messenger RNA. It is a transcript of the gene cbx2, whose product is annotated as chromobox homolog 2 (Drosophila Pc class). NCBI's taxonomy places the organism in Eukaryota, Metazoa, Chordata, Actinopteri, Perciformes, Liparidae. The record is from RefSeq and is a predicted model, not a curated record. Gene Ontology annotation, cellular component: PRC1 complex; heterochromatin. Gene Ontology annotation, biological process: negative regulation of transcription by RNA polymerase II. Bases 135 to 1697 code for a protein of 520 amino acids. The transcript has 5 exons.
GAGCUCGAACGAAGGGGGGCUUUUAUUUUGAAGGCUCGUGUCCGCGGCCAUCCGGUGCCGCGUGCCUGCGCCGCGCCGCCAGACGCGCCUUCCUCCUCUGGCUGAUAAAGGAUCGCGGCCCGGCAGCAGCAGUCAUGGAGGAGCUGAGCGCCGUGGGGGAGCAGGUCUUUGACGCGGAAUGCAUCCUGAACAAGCGGCAGAAGAAGGGAAAGUUGGAGUUUCUGGUGAAGUGGAGGGGGUGGUCGUCCAAACACAACAGCUGGGAGCCUCAAGACAACAUUCUGGACCCCCGGCUGCUCGCCGCCUUCAACAAGAAAGAGCAAGAAAAGGAGCUCCUGAUGCUGAAGAAAGGGAAGCGGCCAAGAGGACGACCGCGGAAAAUCCUGGAUAACGUGGCCGACGCCCAGAAGUCAGGCAGCUCUUCGUCCGGCUCCUCGUCGUCUGCCGACUCCUCCUCCUCGUGCUCCUCCUCUUCGUCCUCGUCGGAUGACGACGAGGACGAAGAGGACGCCGCCGGCGGUAGUUGCGUCAAGCCGGCGCCGCCGGGACUCCGGACGCGAGACCUGCACCCAGUGCCCCAGAAGAAGGCGCAGAUCGUCGUCGCCAAACCAGAGCCGCCGAAGAAGCGUAGCCGCAAACCGCCGUCGCCCGACGCCCAGGACUUCCAGCUCCUCAAGGAGCCCCGCAAGAUCCUCAAGGCGCCCAAGGACUCCGAUGUUCCCGGCGCCAUCAAGAAGCCCGUUCACCCGGCGAGCUUCACCUUCAUGGGCUUCCACCGGGGCUCGCCGAGGGACUCCGCGGCGGCCACCGGUCCCAGCCGGGCUCCUCUGGCUCAGGGAGGGGCCGUCAAGAACUCGGCGGGACCCGGCAGGUCGGUGCCGCCCGCCUCCCGGAGCGUCGGCGCGGGCAGACCGGCCGUCUCCGGCGGCACGAGUCUGGAUUUGAAAUCGGCCGCCAGUAAAUCCAAAGGGGUGGCGGCGUUGACUUUGAACAGCCCUAAGCAUCUCCACGGUACCGCUCGGCAUCCUCCCGGCUCCCCCGCCGGGCCGCCGUCCACGCCGCAGAGGAUACCCAAUAAUAAAGUGUCGCCGCCUAAAAGCGCCCCCGGCGCCCGGAGCCCCGGCGCCCAGCCGCUGAACCUCCAGAGCAAGCGGGCGCAGGGCGGCGACGCUCCCGGCAACGCGGCGGCGGCCCCGAGGAACGCGGGGCCGCCGAGGAAACCCGCCGUCUCGCAGAACCAGGAGUUUAAUCCCGCCAAGAGUCCGCCGGCGCCCCCCGGGCGGCUCCAGACCAGGAAGAGCCAGCAGCCCUGCGCGGCAGACAACUUCAAAGAGGCGACCGAGAUCCAGACCCCCAGGGUCCAGAACCAGCCGGAGAAGACCAGCGGCGUGCCGAAGCCGUCCGCCGAGGUUCAGGGGCGGCACGAGAGGUCGGGCGGUGGCGGCGGCGGCAAGAAAGCCAAAAUGAACGACAUGAGCACCGGCGAGGAGGAGAGCUGCUCCGACUCGGACCAGGACUCCCCGAACUACGUGGAGGAGGUGCCGCCGGUCGCCGCCCAGAACCAGAACCAGGACUGGAAGCCGACGCGGAGUCUCAUCGAACACGUGUUCGUCACGGACGUCACCGCCAACCUGGUCACGGUCACGGUGAAGGAGUCGCCGACCAGCGUCGGAUUCUUCAGCCUCCGCAACUACUGACGGGCCGGAGGGGCGCGGCUCUCCUUCUUCUGAAGACCCGGUUCAGGGUUGAAAGGAGGAAAGAAAGAGAGAGAACGAGAAGGACGAGAAGGACGUCAGGCGGCGAUUGUGUUUUUUUAUUUAUUUUCGUGUCUACAAAUUGUUCCGAGAAAACCGAAGAAAGAAAAAAAAAACGUUCCACGUGAAACUACCGGAAUCCUGGAGAUAAAAAUAAGUUAUUCCUCGAUUUUUUUAAGUGUGGGAGGAGCUCCGGCGCCCGACGUCCACGGGAGGAGGCGUGUCUUCUUUCUACGGGCAGCAGACUAUUUAGCUCUUUUCAAUCACUAGCUAACGUCAACCAGUUUUUUAACUCUUUAGCAUAGCGACGUUUCUCCUUUUUAACAUUUCAUAAGUUAGCUACCUCCUCUUACCUCCUGUUCUCAGUUUGCUGCAUUUGUGUAAUAUUUUCUCGUGGGAAACCGUUUUCCCUCCAGGGUAUCACUGUCGUUAUGAUUGUUUCUUAUAUAUCUAGAUAUAUAUUUCUUUUAUUUUUAUGUAUGUGUGUAUAUAUAUAUACACAUGUAUGUGUGUAUAUAUAUAAUAUACUUUUACCCCGUGGCACGGAAAUUAAGCUGCAAUUCUUAUAUAUGUAUGUGUAUAUAUAUAUAAAAGGAAGUUAAGCUGCAAUUUUUUAAAUGAAAUUGCACCGGAAAUUAAGCUGAUAGAUAUAUAUAAAAUUGCAGCUUAACCCCGUGACACGGAAAUAAAUUAAGCUGCAAUUUGUGUGUGUAUAUAUAUAAAUUGCAGCUUAAUUUCCGUGUCACGGGGUUAAGGAAACAGCGGCGCUCCGUUAUCGCCCCAAAGUUUCGUUCCGCGGCGGCGGUGUUUUAUCGGCCUGGCGUUCGUCCAAUCGGGCGGGGAGUCAGAUUACGGUGUCUCUGCUCCGCCCCCAGUGUCUUCAGAUAAGACUCAGCCUGAAGGUUGUUUGCUCUUCCUCCUCCGCGUCGGUCGGUCCUUCGUCUUCCCGGCUCUAAUCUUCAUGGACUUGUAAUUAAUAUGAAGAAGAAGAAAAAACGUGCUCGCGUUGACGAAAACCCCGACCGGGCGCCAUCGAGUCGGUCGCCGCCGGUGUUGAAACGCCACGUUUGGUUGUUUUGCUAAGAUAAGACUCGGCCUGAAGGUUGUUGUUGUUGUUGUUGCUCCUCCUGCUCCGGGUCCGGACUAGUAAUGAAUAUGGAGAAGAAAAAGAUCGGGGGGGAGAAACGUGACAUGAGGGAAGCCACCGGGUGUUAUCGAGUCGGUUGCUGCACAAUUGGUGGUUGUUGUUGUUGUUGUUGGGUUUAGGGGCUUCCCGGAAAAAAUACUGAAAGAUAUCCGAUGUAACGGGAAAAAUAAGAAACCACAACAACGCUACUUCCUGUCCCUGGAGGGAAGUUUACGGCAACAAAGCGCUUGGACUGAACUCUCUCUCUCAAAACAAAGGUGUGAGUUCUCAGAUUACAGGUGAACGGUUUCUUCCGGGCGCUCCGUCGUUAGCCGGUGGCGCCGUGGCGCCGCGCGGUCGUGUCGAUGAACAUUUAGUUUUUUACUCUUUUAAAAAAAUAAAAUUAUUGUAUGUUUUUCCUGAAUUAAGAACAAACUUGGCAUAAAUGUUUUUGUUAUUGUUGUUUUUUUACUAACCAUCUCGAUGAAAUGUUGUUUUUCUUUACAUCUAUUUAUUUCCACUGCAGCAGUGACCCUCGUGAGGUCGACGAAUAAAUAAGACGACCGUCCGUCUGACUCCU